Piliocolobus tephrosceles (Ugandan red Colobus) is the source of this 1635-nucleotide messenger RNA. Its product is annotated as schlafen family member 11-like. NCBI's taxonomy places the organism in Eukaryota, Metazoa, Chordata, Mammalia, Primates, Cercopithecidae. Gene Ontology annotation, biological process: defense response to virus. The transcript has a single exon. The record is from RefSeq and is a predicted model, not a curated record. Gene Ontology annotation, molecular function: tRNA binding. Bases 212 to 1357 code for a protein of 381 amino acids.
UUAGAUACCCCUUUAGUCUAUUUUUCUUCUCAUAACUCAUAUAAUACCUGAUGUUAAAUGCUAAUUUCAUUAGCACCCUUCCUUGCCAACCAUUCUCCUCCUAAAAAGAAGGGAUUGCUCCUGUCUUGCUUGCUAGUUUAUUGCCUUCUCUCAGCACAUAUUAGACACAAAGUAAUAUAUUAAUAAAUGAAUUGCAUGCAUGUAACAAUUCAUGUCUUCUAAUAGUUUCAGCUGUGAAUUCAACAUGGAGGCAAAUCAGUGCUCCCUGGUGGUGGAACCAUCUUACCCAGACCUGGUCAUCAAUGUAGGAGAAGUGACCCUUGGAGAAGAAAACAGAAACAAGCUGCAGAAAAUUCAGAGAGACCAAGAGAAGGAGAGAGUUUUACAGGCUGCGUGUGCUUUAUUAAACUCAGGAGGAGGAGUGAUUCGGAUGGCCAAGAAGGAUGAGCAUCUCGUGGACAUGGGGCUGGAUUUAGAAACGUCUUUGAGAGAGCUUAUUCAGUCUUCAGAUUUGCAGGCUUUCUUUGAGACCAAGCAACGAGGAAGGCGUUUUUACAUUUUUGUUAAAUCUUGGAGCAGUGGCCUUUUACCUGAAGAUGGCUCUGUCAAGCCCCGCCUUUGCAGCCUCCGUUCUUCAUUACACCGUAGAUCUCGGACAUCUGCACUUCUCAUGAACUCAAGAGAGGCAUUCUGUUUCCUGAAGAAAAAGAAAAAUGAUGCAAAAAUCUUGGAAGAAGGACCUUUUCACAAAGUUCACAAGGGUAUACACCAAGAGCUCCAUAACUCGGAUCCUGCUGACCCAAUUUUCCAAAAAGACUAUCUCGAAUAUGGUGAAAUCCUGCCUUUUCCCGAGUCUCAAUUAGUAGAGUUUAAACAGUUCUCUACAAAACACAUCCAAGAAUACGUAAAAAAGAUAAUUCCAGAAUACAUCUCUGCAUUUGCAAACACUGAUGGAGGCUAUCUUUUUAUUGGAGUGGAUGAUAAGAGUAAGAAAGUUCUGGGAUGUGCAAAAGAAAAUGUUGACCCUGACUCUUUGAGAAGGAAAAUAGUAAAAACAAUACACAAACUACCUUGUGUUCAUUUUUGCCAACCCCAGUGCCAGAUAACCUUCACACUCAAAAUUGUGGAUGUGUUAGCUAGGGGAGAGCUAUAUGGUUAUGCUUGUAUGAUCAGAGUAGAGCCAUUUUGCUGUGCAGUGUUCUCUGAAGCUCCCAAUUCAUGGAUAGUGAAGGACAAGUACGUCUGCAGCCUGACAACUGAGAAAUGGGUAGGCAUGAUGACAGACACAGAUCCAGGUAAGAGGGAGAAAGCUCCUCCCUCCCUGUCCUUUCUACAUCCUUGGGACCUCCCAUAUUAAAUUUUCCUUUGCUGCCUAUGACUUUGAAUAUCUAACAUCCACCAAACACUUUAUUUUGAAUCCCCAAGUAUCCUACUUUUUAUACAUGAGAAAAUUUUGUUGGGUGAUUACAAACCUAACUCACGUGUCUAUAAGUGGCGAUUUUCUACAUUCGUAACUGAACAGAAAAUUAUUUGAGAAUAGCCACCCUUGCAGUGGUGUACUGGAAUGGCUCUUACUGGCUUUAGAAUCAAUUAUUAAAUUUUCAGGAAUUUUUGAGGUAGUUGUUACAUAUAGUU